AGCAAAAAUAAAGAGCAAGAAAUGACAUUUAUGAAAGUGUUGUUCCGCUGCAGCCUGGCUCCUGCUCUGACGUCACCGCAUAACUUUUCAGAAGACGCAGUUUCUUAACUAGGAAGUGAGCGGACACCCUUUACAGGCAAAGUUCUGGAUUGUGAAACUUCAGGCGAUUUGCAGGGAUCGCUGGCGCCUGCGAGUGUGUUGACAAGUUCCUCUCUGAGUCUUUGCAAGUGACUAGUGACAGUGAAAGUUACCCCUGUGGAACUUAUUGUGGAGCUCUGACAGAUUUGGCGAGAGCAGACAUCCAUGAUUCACUGCUAGCUUUUGGAUACCAUAUUUUUAAUUGGAAACAUCAAGCUUGCAAGGAAUAACAAUCUUAAAACUGAAAGAGGUGAGGAGUAAAUCUUAAAAAAAAAACAAAAUAUACUCUUGUCAACAAUCACUGCCAUAAAUGCCACUCUAAGCAUGAGUGCCCAGGCCCCGGGCAAAAGCUCAGCCAAGCGGAGAGGCAAGCAGAUUUCAUUUUUCACUGAGAAUACCAGAGCUACUCAACCAAGCCCAAAUCGGCAGAGGAAGAACGGCAUGUUACAGGGGGAAGUGAGGGUCUCUGAGGGUAUGGUGGAGCCACAACAACCCCCCAAACCCACAGCCCCCAUUACUGGUGUGCAUUGCCAUCCAGUGGCUGGUGUGAAUGUGGAAAUGGACCAAGAGAAUGUGACCAAAGAUGGCACUGUGCCACCAAACUGGACAGCCUCCAUUCUCGUCGAUCACUUGCCUCCCAAGGGUGGGCUGAACUGGCAGCCAGCUGGCCAUGGUGUGUCAUGGAAUCAAAGUGCAGCCCCUUUCUGUUCCAGUAGUGGAGCUUCAAGCAGUGCCCCAGGACCCUUUCAAAACACUGUUGCCAAACAAGGGAGUUCAACCCACUUGUUGCACGAAUCUCUCCAAAGUCAGCAGGACAACAAGGGCACUGGGUCUCAGCUGGGUUUAUUUGCGGAUGCAAUAAAACAGAUGGACGAGAAAGCCCACUUAGCAAAGAGACUGGCCAAGCAACCAGUUCAUUUGUUUACUGAGCUACCAAAACCACAACUACAGAACCUGCAGCAUCAAAUCCAACAGAACCUAUUGCAGCAUCAUCGCCAACAGCAGUCCCAGCAGAACCAACUGCAGCAGCAAUCCCAGCAGAACCAACUGCAGCAGCAAUCCCAGCAGAACCAACUGCAGCAGCAAUCCCAGCAGAACCAACUGCAGCAACAAUCCCAGCAGAACCAACUGCAGCAACAAUCCCAGCAGAACCAACUGCAGCAACAAUCCCAGCAGAACCAGUUGCAACACCAGAAUCAGCUACUACAUGAAUCUCAGCAGAACAAUCAACUGCAGCAUCAACACCAAACAACCAAAGCACAUGCCCAGAUGCAGCUGCCAUCCCAGCAGGCUCAGCUGCAGCACCAGCACCAACAACAGAUCAGACUACAGCAUCAGCAUCAGCAGAACCAACGGCAAUACAAGCAGACCCAACUCCAAAACCAGCAGGCUCAGCUGUUGCAUCACCAGGAGUUCCAGCAGCCACAGACAAGUAAUGAAACUUUGAUUCAUCAUCAAUUCUUCCAGUUUCCAUAUGGUCAGUGUCAGAAACCAGACUUGCCGCCAAACUCAGUAUUAAAUAUGUUUCAUCGCCAGCCAUCACUUCUUCCUCUUUAUAGCCGUCCAUCACAAGCUGCAUGUCAGCAGCACCUGUUCCAGCAGUUCUUCCCUCACCAACAGCCACCCCAGUCUCUGGGUCUCCACAGGAUUCAGACAAGCCAGGGGCCAGAUCCACCCACACAUCUGAUGGUUUCAGCACCAUCUCAGUUGCAACAGGCUUCUGAUACGCAGAUCAGCAAAGACGUGCAGAGGUCAACCGGUGGCCAUAAACUGGAACACCCUCUAUGCAGAGUGGAGACUGAGUUUCAAACACCCUUAGCAAAGCAGACUCGAUGUGCCCUCAACGAAAGAAAGGUGAAGCCCUGCCUUUUUGAGCUGCACAGACUGGGAAAUGAACGUAGCUCUAGGGAAAGCACCAGCCAGUAUUGGCCACAAGCAUAUGGGCCAGAGCUCCAAAAAUUGCUGAACAUGCCAUCAAAUCGUGGUGCACAGAACCAACACAAACUGUAUGGGGUGGAUUUAGUUCAACCCAAGGACAUUCAAGCACACAGUCAGACAAAUGAGGACAUCAGGAGUGAGAGAGGACAUGAGAAAAUCCAGGUGAAUCAAAGCAGUCAGAAGUCUGCUCAGGAGACCUCCUCAGAGAUUGAAGAGUCAACUGAGAGUGUUAUACAAGCUGCAAGAAAGGGAGGAGGAACUUCUAAUGAAGCAAGUGGUCUCCAACCACAGCAAGUCUUGUCUGAUCAGAACUCUUCCACUGAGACUCAGGAGAAUGGUCCCGAGGAGGAGAGGAAGGGGACGUUGGAGCACUCGAAGGAUACGGGCACCCUCGCAGAAGCUGCUCCAGCUGUAGACCGGCUCGAUGACAGCUGCCUGAUGCCACUGGUCAUACCCGUGUCGGUGCCUGUCAGAAACAUCAACCAGAAAGGAGGUGAAGAAUCUCAAAGUGACCUGUCCGAGCGGAACCCCUCUGCACUGACCACCCGCAAGCGCAGAUUGAGUCGCGGUUCUGGGCCCUCCAUGCAGGAGGUCGAACACUCCCGAAGUCAGAUGAACCUGACGGCCAAACUAAAACGGCGGCCCAGGCCGGAGCCUCUCUUCAUUCCACCCAAGCCGCACAACCACGUCUCAGUCAUUGCCUACCCACCUGGUACCCUCUAUCAGAGCAACCUCCGCUCGCCGGUCAGACUACCUGAGCACCCUGUGGACAGGAACUUCCAACCUCCACCUUACACUCCCCCUCCAAUUCUCAGCCCCAUGCGCGAGGGCUCAGGACUCUACUUCAAUGCCAUCUUGUCAGCCUCAACCAGCUCAUCCCAACCUGUCACCCCAAGGUCUACACCCAAAUUCUGCCUAAGCCGAUCAAACAGCGCUGAUACCCCUCCUCCAGUCCUGCCUCUCAUGAAUGAAGCCACACCUGCAAGCAUUGAACCGCGGAUCAACAUUGGCCCCCAGUUCCAGGCAGAAAUACCCGAACUACGUGAUAAGUCCCUGGCUGUGUUGGAUGCCAACCAUGCUGAUCUGGUAUUCAAGCCCUGGGAGAGUCGUAAAAACCAUCAGCUUGACCAACAAAGAAUGGAAGACCUGAUGACUGUGGCCUGCUCCAGUAUUUUGCCAGGUGGAGGUACAAACCAGGAGCUCACUCUGCACUGCCUGCAUGAGGCCAAGGGCAACAUAUUGGCAGCCCUGAACAUGCUGCUUCUCAGGAAAAGUCCACGAGGCAGGAGCAGGGCACUGAUCAACUACCACUAUGCAGGUUCAGAUAAAUGGACUUCUCGAGAGAAGGCGAUGUUUAACAAAGGGCUGACAGCACACAAGAAGGAUUUCUUCCUUGUUCAGAAACUGGUGAAAACAAAGACUGUAGCCCAGUGUGUGGAGUUUUACUAUACAUACAAAAAGCAGGUGAAAAUUGGCAAGAAUGGAACGCUGAUAUUUGGUGACAUGUCCACCACUGACAGUAAAACCGUGGAUGAGUCGAGCACAAUCGAUAGAAAGGUUUCGCUCCGACGUAAAGCCCGAAUUCCUCUUGCAGAAGAUUUUAAGAAUGAAUUAUCGGAGGAGGAGAAAGAGGAUGAGUUGGAAGAGGAGGAAGAGGAUGAGGAAGAAGAGGAAAUAGAGGAAGAUAAAGAAGAAUACAGACCUGAUCACAAGAAAGUGAUAUUGAAUCAGCAGGCCCAAAAUGUUCACUUGCGGAAGAGUCACAACCCUGCCUACAGACAACGGCAGCCUGCUGCUUUGCGCAGGAAUGAGCGUGCGCAGCUGGGUGAUUCAACCAAGCUUGGAAAGCAGACUCAGGAAAAUAUCUUCCCUUGCAAGAAGUGUGGAAAGGUGUUCUACAAAGUGAAGAGUCGCAGUGCCCACAUGAAGAGUCACAGUGUCCAGGAAAAGAAGCAGAGGGAGGUGGAGUUAAAACUACAAGCCCCAGCAGUGGACGAGCAGGCCAAGGAUGAUGAGGAGUGCAGUGAUUAUUCCCUUUAUUGCCAGGAUGGAUAGUAAUGAAAUGGUGAUGAAGUAAACUGGUUCCCUCCGAUUUACGAGCAGCUGUGGAACUUGAGACAUGACUUGUUAUUUCAUCUGGAUGUCGCAAUGGGUACAACUCUGGAUAGUUCCAGCUCGUUUGUUUUUUCUUGCCCUGAACUCAACCUCAUGUAUAGUGGAGUAUGGAGGCUGCUUUUUGAUGCCGAAGGCCAAUUGCUCAGGUGUUUAACUGAAGCCACAACGACUGAGAGGCCUUUUUGUUGCACAUUGUAAAAUAUCACACAAUUCUUGUUCUGCCUGACUAACAGAACAACACCUGCCACUUAGUUUCCCUUCAUUUUGCAGUCACACAAAUUUCUUGCAAAGAUUCAAAGUUGCUUGGAUGCUGUGAAAGUGUUGCACACCAGUUAAGGCUAGGUUGCUAAAUCUUACUUAUCUCAAAGAAUGGGUUUUAAAAUGUUCAGUAGAAAAACAUCUCAAUAGUCUGGUUUUACAUUACACCAAACAGAUGCAGUUGCAUGCUUGCACUGCAUGUUAAAGUUACAGCACAAACUUUGGGCUCAUUUAUAAUGGUUCAUUUCUGCAGCUAGACAAAAUUAGGAUUGAAUUUUCGUUUAAAUUACAUUUGGAAUCCUAGAUCUAAGUUGUGAAAAUUGACUUGUUACCCUGUAAAAUAAUGAUCAAUUUCACUCUUGCUUGGUGCACAUUGGGACUGUCCUUUAUUGUUAUUAUACUUUGUCUCCAACACUUGAAUCAGAUCAUUUAGCUUCCAUUGUACCUGGACACAGCACAAAUCAGCACUGUCCCCUACAUAAGGAUUACUGGUGUACCGGGUGAGACACCUUGCACAUUAACAAAUGCUUUGCUAACUUAGGAAGCUGUGAUACUGUCUAUUUCCUUGCCUCCUCACUGAAACACUCGUUUCACUAUUUUCCCUACUGUAACAUGUCUUAUAGUUGGCAAAGCAAAUAUUGUAGAUCUAGUUUUCCCUUCUAAACUUUCCAAUCCCAAGUUUUCCUUGUCAUACUUGUUUCUGCAACCCUUCCUCUAAUAUUACUAAAUGGAGUCAGUGCAGUUGUUUACAGAGAAAGAGAGAAGCUGCAUGCCCAUCAAGCCUGUGCAUGUUGCAAUUGAUACAAGAAUAAUACUUUCAGAUUACCCAUUCCUGGCACAAUCCUUUUCAAAAGAAAAAAGUGCUUGGUAUGUUGUCUGCCUCACUAAACCUAUAGCUGCAGAUCUGUACUUGGACGUGGCUUCGUGUUCUACGAAAUCAGUACUUGUUUUAAAAUCAGCUCAAGUGAUAUUUAUUUGAAAGGCAGAGAAAAAAAUCAGGUUAUUAACAGAGUGAAACAAAUCUGUUGCAUUUUCCUUCCACAACGCAAUGAAUGGGGUUAGCUUGUGGGCCCUAACAAUCGCCCAGUGGAAACCUGGCCAGUCUUUGCAGCACUUUACCGUGGCAGGAUUGCCAUCUCUAGUUGAGUAUAUUUGUUCUUGGAGGGAUCAUCAUAGUAUAUUUUUACCUUUUUGGGAAAAGGUAACUACACCUACGUCCAAAAAAAACAUAACAUUUUAGAAGCCUUGUGAUUUUUCUCCGAAGUUGCAGGAGCAAAGUGAUUUCAGUUGCUUGUCAAUUGGGUCACUUUGUUAAUAUUAAAUUGUACCUAUUGUCAGAGAGUUUGGAAGCUAUACUUUAUGUGUUGACACAUUGACGCAAAAGCAUCUAAAACAAAAAUAUAAUGCUGAAAGUAUUCAGUGGGUCAUGCAGCAUCUCUGAGGAGAGAAACAGUUACCUUUUAAAAUGGAUAUAUUUUUUAAAAGAACAGAAACAUUAACUCUGCUUCUCUUUUCACAAAUGCUGCCUAACCUGCUGAGGAAAAACAUACUUAAUGUAUGGGGAAAAUAGGAUUAUUUUUUUAGAUUCUGGGGUAUUGAACUAGGCAACCCUGAACUUUUUAAUAUAUAUCUUAAAUGUGAUAUUGCAGCUUUUUGCUCAUUAUGCCAUUGUAUAUACAGCACAAGAGUAAAUCUACAAACCAGCUUAAGCUAUGCUGUCAAAACUGAAUUCAGCAGUCUAUUUUAACAUGAGCCUUGUAAAUAUAUUAAAAAUAGGUAUUAUUUAUUCUUACUCAGCUAUUUGGUUUCUGUAUAAAAACUUUAUAAGAUUUGUAAAGUCAUUGAUUUUAGCAAGGCUGGCCUGAACAUUAUAUUCUGUGAAUGGGUUUGUAAAUAUCUUUUCAGCAACCUUUGUUUUGCUCCUUCCCCUUUUUAAACUUAAGCCAAUAACUAGUGGGUUCAGUUCUUUUAUUACCUGCUUAAAAGCAUCAGCCCCUUGAAAUGCACCUUUUUGUAUCUAUGGCAAUGUUAUGUUUUACAAACAAAAUGUAAACACACCAUUAUUAAAUGUCCUGAAGAAGGAUCUUGGCCCGAAA
Hypanus sabinus (Atlantic stingray) is the source of this 6545-nucleotide messenger RNA. It is a transcript of the gene mideasb, whose product is annotated as mitotic deacetylase associated SANT domain protein b. The transcript has 13 exons. The record is from RefSeq and is a predicted model, not a curated record. Gene Ontology annotation, biological process: regulation of transcription by RNA polymerase II; negative regulation of DNA-templated transcription. Gene Ontology annotation, molecular function: transcription corepressor activity. Lineage: Eukaryota; Metazoa; Chordata; Chondrichthyes; Myliobatiformes; Dasyatidae. Bases 463 to 4131 code for a protein of 1222 amino acids. Gene Ontology annotation, cellular component: transcription regulator complex; histone deacetylase complex.